Molecule: messenger RNA, 1388 nt
Organism: Tupaia belangeri chinensis (Chinese tree shrew)
Lineage: Eukaryota; Metazoa; Chordata; Mammalia; Scandentia; Tupaiidae
Product: C-type lectin domain family 4 member A-like
Exons: 6
Coding region: 343-1077 (244 amino acids)
Source: RefSeq, a predicted model, not a curated record
UUCUGUAACACUAAGUUCUUCUUUUCUUGUCCUUCCCAGUUCUUUCCCCCUCUUUGGGUUCUCACGUUUGUUAUGUUUACAGAGCCUUAUGUGCAGAUGUCUAAAGGCUGUCUUCCUUCUGUGCUGCUUCUGGGCACUGGAUCUCUGUCUGUGGGUUUUAGCAUUUUGGUUUUCAGUUCUCAUGAGAUACUCCUCAGAAGAACUUGCCUGCUUAGUGUUUCUGCCCUUACUUAAUCGAGUGACAGACAGUGGACAAUUUACCACAAUGUUUGGUUCUCAUUCAGAAGAUGUUUUAAGGAAGAUGUGAAACUGACUUCCUGAAAAUACAGAACUCUUCUAAUAAUGGCUUCAGAAAUCACUUAUGCUGAAGUGAAGUUUAAAAAUGAAUCCACAGGCUCAAUCCCCAACUCAGUCUUUCCUGCAGCACUCGAGGAGAACACCACCCCUCACAAAAGUAAUCAUGGUUUUUCUAAGCUACUUUUUGCUUCAUUGCUGAUAUUUCUACUGUUGACAAUUUCAUUCUGUAUUGCUUUUAUCAUUUUCUUUCAAAAAUAUUCUCAGCUAUCUGAAAAGAAAAGAAUUACAAAAGAACCAAUUCACACAGCAUUGGAGUGCCUAAAAAAAAAUAGGACCAUGCAAGAUGUCCCACCUCUUACUACAGAGAGAGUCUGGAGCUGCUGCCCAAAGAAUUGGAAGUCUUUUGGCUCCAGUUGCUACUUUGUUUCAACUGAGCAAAAAUCCUGGCAAGAGAGUGAGAAGAACUGCUCUGGAAUGGGGGCUCAUCUGCUGGUGAUCAACUCCCAGGAGGAGCAGGAAUUCAUCACCAAGGAUCUAAGAAAAAAUUUUGCUUAUUAUAUGGGGCUGUCAGAUCCAGAGGGACAGAGACAUUGGCAAUGGGUUGAUCAGACGCCAUACAAUAAAAAUGUCACAUUCUGGCACCCAGGUGAACCCAGUGAUACUGUUGAGCGCUGUGUCAUAAUAAACUUUUCUCGCAAAACAUGGGGCUGGAAUGAUGCUCGUUGUCCUCAACCUCAGCAUUCAAUCUGCAAGAUGAAGGAGAUUUUCUUGCGAAUGUAACAUUCUCCAUGGAAGAGUGUGUCUGUUUUUAUACUAUUAUCAAUACUAUUUUUGUAAUGUGUAUUGCAAGUAUGAUGGAAGGAAGUGUGAUACUUCCAGCUUUGUUCUUCAAGAUUGACCUGGCUCUGUGUGUGUGUGUGUGUGUGUGUGUGUGUGUGUGUGUGUGAUUCCAUAUGAAGUUUCCAAUUUCUCUAUUUCUGUGAAAAAUAUCACUGAAAUUUUAAUAGGCAUUAUAUUAAAUCUGGAACCACUUUUGGUAGUAUGAUUGUGUUAACAUUAGAAAUUUUUUUUCAACAAGUGAACACGGAAUA